Molecule: messenger RNA, 317 nt
Organism: Coregonus sp. 'balchen'
Lineage: Eukaryota; Metazoa; Chordata; Actinopteri; Salmoniformes; Salmonidae
Source: the annotation of a GenBank genome assembly
AUGACCACUCUAUAUCAUAAAGAGACUGACAGAAACACUUUUUUUUUCAUUACUACAUUCACCCUCAAAGCCUUUAUGAUUAAAAACAUAGUGAUGAAACACUGGCAUAUGCUCACUUCAGACCCAACGCUCAGCCAAGAAUUCAAGGACCCCCCUUAUUCGUCUAUUAACGGGGCCCCAAUCUUCGCAGUAGACUAGUCCAAGCCAGCCUCAACAUGGGUGCUAAACAAACCCUCCUUAUGCCCCUGAGAGAUGGAAACUACCCAUGUGGCAAUUGUGCUCAGUGCAACAACACCAAAAAAAACUCUGAGUUCUGA